UUAAAAUAAAUAUUAAAAUGUCAAAUCAAAUCGCUUGUUAGUCAUUGAAUGAUUUCGAUUUGAAUGUAACUUAGGCCUAAAUAUUUGUCUUACCUUUGUAGGCUGAUUCGAAAAUUUAAGAAUAACUGAAGGCAGUGUACUCAUUGGCUGAUCAUAUUGAAAUUAGGGUAUUAAAAUGGACUUUGAAGGGAAAUACAACACAAAAAGCCCUGCUGUUAAAAGACUUAUGCGAGAAGCAUUUGAACUGAAGGAUCCCACUGAAGAAUACUGCGCACACCCAGUAGAUGAUAACUUGUUUGAGUGGCACUUCACAGUUCAGGGACCUUCAGGAACUGAGUUUGAAGGUGGCUUGUAUCAUGGAAGGAUACUUCUUCCAACUGAAUAUCCUAUGAAACCUCCAAACAUCAUCCUGCUUACGCCUAACGGAAGGUUUGAGGUUCAAAAGAAGAUAUGCCUGAGUAUCUCGGGUCAUCACCCAGAGACUUGGCAACCAUCAUGGUCCAUACGGACAGCUUUGUUGGCUCUCAUAGCUUUCAUGCCUACGCCUGCCAAUGGGACUAUAGGAGCCAUCGACUACACCCCUGAGGAACGCCAGAAACUUGCUCGCAAGUCACAGUCUUGGGAAUGUCCUUCAUGUGGCAAACUGAGUGAGAUUCUGAGCAAAGAUCCUACUGGAAAACCUGUCACUCAAGACGAGUCCACAAUGAUCCAGAAUGUUGUUUUUAAGGCCGAUGAAACAACUGAGAGUGGUCAGGUCACCAACACUGGAAAUGCUGACUCAGAGAGAAUCAUGAAUGAAAAUGCAAACCAAACAACAAUACAAGAGAACCAACCUUCCAGCUCCCCAGUGUUUGAUUCCCUGAGCAAUAUUUUAAUAGGGCUUAUAUUUGCAGUAAUAGGCUUCAUUGUGUACAGGAGAGUAUUCUGGUUGUAAUAAUCCAAUUUCACUCAACGAGUCUUUCAUUAUUGUUUGAUUACCAUGAUUCAUAGAGUAAAUAUUAAGUUUUUUAUUGUUAAUGCUAUAUGUUAUGAUUUGUAUUGUAACAGAGUGUAAAUUUGCUUUGGUUUUUGCGUCCUCAAAAGUGACAAAAUCUGCAAACUGGUCAAUUCAAAUUGAAAGUCAUAAAUUCUAAAACAAACGAUACUUUGAAAACACCAGUUUGGGUUAAAUCUUCCUUAUAGUAGCUUUCUACUAUGUUUUCAUCUUUAAAAAAUGUUUAUUUAUUAAAAUGACGACUUAGAAUUGAAUUUUCCUAGAUUACAGAAACUAUCGUAGGCCCCUACAUUUCGAUAGUAUUAUAUCAUAAUCAUUUCCAACGCCAACAUUUGUAAAAAAUAAGUGUUGGAUUGUAAAAAAAUAAAUAGAAUCCAUGUUUGAUAGUUUGCACUGAGGUUAUGUUAUUUACGUGUUGGAGAUUAUUUAAGAACAUCGGCACUGAUUGUUCCAUGGCCUACCUGAGCUUCUUUUAAGGUAAGCUAGCUGCUAUCCCUUCAUUAUACAAUCUUAGUCACUUGAGAUUUUAUAGCAGUCUAAAAGUGAGUUAAAUUUAUUUAAUUGAAACCCAACUUGACAAUGUUUUGUCACUGAAUCUUUAGGACAUCAAAACAGUCACAGUGGGUUCAUAAGUGGAAUUCCAGGAGUCAGUAUUAACCAGGAAAUGGAUAACAAUGACAGAUCAUAAAGUAUUUUGACAAUCAUUGGAACUGUAAGUUAUAAACAUAGACCAAAGAAUUCAAGUAAUUGCAUAAGAUGCAAACAUAUAUGUUAAUGGUAAAGAAAACAACUCUUUAUGUAUAUAUUUAGGCUGUUAAUAUAUGUAAAUUCAUGAUAUAUGAAUAAGGUAAUAGUUUUGACCAGAUAAGCUUUGUAGAGUAAAUUACAUAAAAUUAACACUAAUAACAAAUUAUUGUUAUACAUCUAAAG
This is a messenger RNA of Macrosteles quadrilineatus (aster leafhopper), 1924 nucleotides long. Its product is annotated as ubiquitin-conjugating enzyme E2 J1-like. NCBI's taxonomy places the organism in Eukaryota, Metazoa, Arthropoda, Insecta, Hemiptera, Cicadellidae. The transcript has 5 exons. The record is from RefSeq and is a predicted model, not a curated record. The coding region runs from base 176 to 934 and encodes 252 amino acids.